AAAACAUCCGCAGGGGUGCCAGGUGCACCCACAACUGACCUGUCUUCCGCCAUGGACGAGCGCGGCUCCUUACUGGAACCCCACCACCUCGCGGACCGCGCUGACCCGUCGCCACGUUCCGCGCCGCUGCGCCGCGGCUUGGCCGCGUGCGCGACGGCGGCGGCGCUGGUGGCCGCAGUGGUGCUGGUGCUGCACGCGAGGGUCUUGAGGGCCGCCGAACGCGGCAGCCUUCGCCACGACGCCGAACGGAGCAGCGACGGGACCGGCGAAACGCUGGCCUCGCUGUGCUACGCGGCGUCGGAGCAGCGUUUGAAGUUAGGCCUCACGGAGAUUCCUCCUGGCGCUUGUCACAUCCACUCAGGCUUCUGCCGGGGCCCGGACGAUCGGUUAGAAUACCAUGACUGCGAUGGGGACGAUAUCUUGGAUCCAUACUGUGUCGCCUUCGACAAGCUCUCCUUCGGUUACAUUAGCUCCAAAGGGAAUUGCCGGAACAACUGGCCCAACGGGCUUUGCCUCAACCAAGACGAGCCCUCCAUCGCCAAUGCAGAAAAGGUGGUCCCUGCUUUGGCCAACGAGAUCACCAUCAUCCACUUCAACGAUGUCUACGAGAUGGCGGGCGUCCUCAAGGACGGCACGCGUAAGGGUGGCAUGUCGCGUGCAGCCUAUGUGAUCGAACGUGCGCGAAAGCGGAACCCGGACCGAACGCUGGUCGUUUUCGCCGGGGACUUGCUUUCACCCUCGGUGCUGAGCGAUUUGUUUCAGGGGCGUCAGGCAGUGGAUGUGUUGAACUACUUGAACUUGACCGCGGCGUCCUUGGGGAACCAUGAGUUCGACUUCGGCGUCGACGUCCUGCGGCAAAGGAUGCAGGAGUCCAAGUUCCCCUGGCUGAAUCUCAAUCUCAUGGAUGAGCAUGGCCGGCUGCUGGCGGGCACUCAGAAGCACAAGAUCAUCGAUCUGCCCUAUGCGCCCCGAUGGUCCAAGGAGCCCAACACCAAGACCACGCGGCUCUGUCUCUUCGGAGUGGCCUACGACCUCUUGCAGACGCUCUAUAAAGACAAGGAGCGCCUGAGGUACAAAGAUGCUCAGGAGGCCGCAGUCCAGGAGGCGCGCGAGCUGCGGAAGACGCACCAGUGCUCGGUGGUCUUGGCGCUCACGCAUCAGUUCGCCAAGGACGACUGCGCUUUGGCGAAGGCUGCGGGGAAAGAUCUCGAUCUGAUCCUGGGAGGUCAUGACCACUUCACGGACUUGCGCAGUGACUGUGGGCACGCCACCUACUUAAAGGCGGACUCCGACCUGAAGACCCAGUGGGUCAUGACCAUGAUGCUGGACGACGAAGGCUUCAGCGAGUCCAUCGAGGGGAAGCUGCUCUCCUUGACGGAUCAGGAUCCCUUCUCGCCUUCGGUUCAUGACAAGGUGGUGCAAUGGGAGGAGCGAGGACAAGCAGAGCUGGGCAAGCGCAUCGGCUGCAGCACGGUGCCCCUGGACACGCGCGAGAGCCAGGUCCGUCAGCAGGAGACGGGCGUGGGGAACUUCAUUGCGGAUGCCGUCCAAGCGAUGCACAAGACCGAUGUGGUGCUCAUCGCUGGGGGAACCAUCCGUGGUAACAAGGUCUUUCCGGCCGGGAAUUUGUCGAAGAAGGUCCUGACCGAGUUGCAUCCCUUUGGGAAUUCCAUCGUGAAGCUCUGGGUCACCGGACGCGAGUUGAGGACGUACAUCGAUGACAUGCUGGGAUGUUACUCCAAAGUGUGCGGGCGCUUCGUGAACGUGGCAGGUGUGAGCUUCCACUUCGACCCUUCCAUGCCCAGCGGCCACCGCGUCACGCACCUCGCGUGGCGCAACGGCACGGCGCUGCUUCCGGAUGGGACCUUGACCGUGGCCAUGACGGACUACGCGUUCUCGACCUCGGCGUCUCGGGUAGAGAGACCGCAGCCGGGCAUGCCACGCGGCGGUCGGGGCGGAGGGACCGAACGGGGAUGGGCGGAGGGACCGAACGGUUGGGAUGCUUGGGAUGAUCAUGCCCAGACACGACUAAUGGGACUGCCAUAGGACUGCCGAUCAGGCCAGGGGUG
Molecule: messenger RNA, 2069 nt
Organism: Durusdinium trenchii
Lineage: Eukaryota; Dinophyceae; Suessiales; Symbiodiniaceae
Source: the annotation of a GenBank genome assembly